This is a messenger RNA of Protopolystoma xenopodis, 303 nucleotides long. The record is from the annotation of a GenBank genome assembly. NCBI's taxonomy places the organism in Eukaryota, Metazoa, Platyhelminthes, Monogenea, Polystomatidea, Polystomatidae.
GCUACCCCACUCAUCAGCAGUGGCAGUGAUGACUUCCUGGGCUCUCCUGCCAUGGGAAGUAUAUGCCUUAUCAACCUGGCUCAUCAUCCUCCGCACUCCACACUGGCCUUCUCAUUUUCCUUCAUCCUUGUGCUGAAAAUUUUAAUCAGGGUCUGCCAUAUUGUUACGCAGUCCUCCUUCCACAGUCUCUUGCCCCGUAAGAUUUAUUUGCCCUCUCCCUGGUUUACACAUUUCAUCGACCCCUGCCACCCCAUCUGUGCCACUCGAGGCGUUAUUGGCCCUACCAUGCGUCUGGGUGACUAA